This is a messenger RNA of Cylicostephanus goldi, 372 nucleotides long. NCBI's taxonomy places the organism in Eukaryota, Metazoa, Nematoda, Chromadorea, Rhabditida, Strongylidae. The record is from the annotation of a GenBank genome assembly.
AUUUACAUCGCAGAUGGCAUUACUGGAAAUGAGCUCUUCCCGACGCCUAUAAGGAAUCUUGGCUACUCAUUCCUUCAGAUUUGGAAUCGAGCUGGAGUUGUAAUCUCUCCCUUUGUCUUCUACUCGGCUGAUAUAUGGAUUGCAUUGCCUUACUGCAUCAUGUGCCUUCUCUGUCUUAUUGACACAGUCGCCUUUGAAUGUCUUCUGCCAGAAACAAAAGGAAAACAUCUUGUCGAGCAUAUGCCUGGCCGCGAUCAAAGGAUAUUCCGAGGAUGUGUACGCCCGAGAGAGGCCGAUCAAAGUCAUUAUGUUCCUCCCAGUAUGAGAUACUCAUAUCAUACCAACGGCCCCAUCAUCUCCUUCAGAGGGUGA